ACCGAGACGCAUGCGAUACUGCGGUUACCAACACGAUGUCUACGUAUUAUAACAUGAUCUAUGACGCCCAGACAAUUGCGUAACACGCGUAUAGCAUAAUGAGCCUAGACGAAUUAGAUCAAGUAUAUCACAACAAGGUUUCGAGAUUUCUGACAACGAAGACGAAGAGAUAGAGGAAGUAGAUAUUAGAAGCAGAAGCAGAAGUAGGAGUAGAAGCAGAAGUAGGAGUAGGAGUAGAAGUAGAAGUAGAAGUAGAAGUAGAAGAAGAAGAAGAAGAGAAAGAGAAAGAAUAAAAAGAGAAGGAAAAAGAUUAAGAAGAAAAAGAAAUUCGAAGCUAGCGCGGCGCUAGGCGCCAAUAGACUUGCGACGUCGCGUUCGAGUUCGCGACUCAUCCGCCAAUAGUAGUUAUCCGUGAUGCUGCACGCGAGGAUCGUUGUUGGCGGUGUCGCGACGUCGUCCCGUUUUAUGUGUUCUACCACGUCGAAUAAUUUGUCACGUAUUCUUUUACGUUGUCGCACAAAUGUCGAAAAGAAAAUUCGAUCGAUCGGUGACCGUGCGGUCAAUCGUGGCCAAAUUACUCGACAUGACAUGCACAGUAAUUACCUGAAAGUGUUGGAGAAAUGCAAAUCAAAGAAACUCCCACCAGAUGUCAAUCAUAAAGGUGUUUUCGCUUGCAACGAGCUCGACCUAGAGGAAGUUCAAGUUUAUGGAUUCGAUUAUGACUACACUCUUGCUUGUUACAAACCCUCUAUGGAUUACCUUCUUUAUAACUUAGGACGAGACAUGUUAAUACAAAAAUACAAGUAUCCAGAAGGUAUCAGUGAACUCGAAUACAAAGAGGAUUUUGCUGUUCGUGGACUUCAUUAUGAUAUCGAAAAGGGUCUAUUGUUAAAACUCGACAGUUUCUUACAAAUUCAAUUUGGUACUGUUUAUCGAGGUUUACAUCCGCUGCCAAACGAAGAUGUUCUCAGGAUCUACAAAAACAGGAUUAUUCCAAUAGCUUAUGUAGAAGCACCAAACAAACACUCACAGCAUAAGGAUGGUUUGCAUCGAACAAAAAUGGUCCAACUGGCAGAUCUAUUUUCUGUACCGGAAAUGAGUCUAUUAUGCAACGUCACGGAAUACUUUUUAAGGAAUCAUAUCGAUUAUCAUCCGGAAAUACUUUUCCGAGAUGUCAAGAAUUCCGUGAAAAAUUGUCAUCCCAUAAUGCACGGUAUGGUAACGGAAAAUGUAGCCGAAUAUCUAGAACAGAACAAAGAUUUGAGGAGGUUCUUUGAGAGACUCAAAAGUGCUAAGAAAAAUAUGUUCCUGGUGACGAACAGUCCAUUUCAUUUCGUAGACAUAGGUAUGAAAUUUUUGGUCGGCGAUAAUUGGAAGGAUUAUUUCGAGGUGGUGAUCGUUCAAGCGAGAAAGCCAAGAUUCUUCACGGAGGAAUCACGGCCAUUACGAAUUUACGAUGAGGUGAAUAAGACUCAACUCUGGGAUCGUGUAACCAAAUUACAAAAAGGUGUCAUAUACUUAGAAGGUACGGUUAAACAGCUGCAAGAUAUGACAGGAUGGCGAGGACAUCAAGUGUUGUAUUUUGGUGAUCACCCGUAUAGCGACCUGGCGGACGUAACUCUGGAACAUGGUUGGAGAACCGGUGCAAUAAUUAAGGAAUUAACUCAUGAAAUUGAAACACUAAAUCAUCCAAAAUUCAAAGAGAACGCAAACUGGCUUCAAAUGUUGACCGGUUUGAUAGAAGAACAUCAAGAUUACGAAGGUUCAGAAGUUCAGGACGAACUUAACGAAUGGAUAGAGGAACGCGAUCGACUGAGAAAUGAAAUAAAGUGUGUAUUCAAUAAACAGUUCGGCUCGGUCUUCAGAACGUAUCACAAUCCGACCUACUUCUCAAGAAGACUUUUUAGGUUCGCGGAUGUUUACAUGAGUUCGAUUACGAAUCUUUUAGAAUACUCGACCAGUCACACGUUUUAUCCAAGGAGAGGUGUCAUGCCUCACGAAUACACGAGUUACUUCGUGUAAAUAGCUCGAAUUUCUAAAUGUCCCGUUUCUCUCUCUCUCUCUCUCUCUCUCUCUCUCUCUCUCUCUCUCUCUCUCUCUUUCUUUCUCUUUCUUUUUCUCUUUACACAUAUAUAUAUAAAGAGAGAGAGAGAGAGAGAUAAAUAGGGAAAUAUAUAUACACAUAUAUUUUUUUAUUCUUUUCUUUUUCCAUGGGAAUGGUUUCUACUUCAUGUAAAUUCUUCCUCCUAUAAGUCACAGUUAAACAAUCAAAAGAAAAGAAAUAUUCUCGAGUUUAACUCGAUACAUUUAAAUAAGUAUCUAAUUAAUCUAGUUAAAGUUUAUCUAGUUAAAGUUUGAUUCGAGGGAAAGAUCGAUAGAUGGUUUUUUAAUUAAAUCACUUGUCGAUCGAGCCGAGGGAUAACAUUAAUUGAAUUCUCUUGAUUAAAAGAUCAUCUACAUCAAAAUUUAUAUAUAAUAUUAUAUAUAUAAGUGUAGGUAUAGAUGAGCCUGUGACAUAUGUCAAUGUAUGUAAUAGUAUUAAAAAGAUAUUAUCUAUAUUACCAUUAUGUUUAUAUAUAUAUAUAUAUAUAUAUAUAUAUAUAUAUAUAUAUAUAAACUUAAUAGGAUUUUAGCAAACUGUUAUAUGCACUUGAAUAAUCUUCAUUCGUAACGCUAUAAUUAAUGAAACGAAAUAUAUAUAAAUGUGUGCAUUUAUCUACCAAUGCCAAAAUGUCUUCUUGCAACUAAGGUUGUUCAGAUUUUUGAGAGAAGUCAGAAAAAAAAUAGUAGAAUUUGUUCAAGUACAAAUAUAUCGUAGUUAAAGAUAAAAUUUUAAUUGAUGCUAAUUGUUGAAGAAAAAAGAGAUAUAGUAUGUAUAUACAUUCAUAUAUAUAUAUAUAUAUUUAAAUUAUCGUUAUAUCAUACAAAAAAAUGUAUAAUAAUUUUACAAAUUUACGACGAUAAUUUAAAUUAGAUUUAUUGUUCAUUUUAUCUAAGGAUCAAAUCAGAGAAAAAAACCGUUCGAAAACAUAUCUAAAAGUUAAUUAGAAGAUUUUAUAAAUAAUAUAGUAUUCUUUUUAAAUUUUUGGAAAUUUAUUUUUGGAAAUGUAUUUUCCUUCGUAACGAUUGAUCUUGUGUAAAAAUCAAAGAAA
Vespa crabro (European hornet) is the source of this 3152-nucleotide messenger RNA. It is a transcript of the gene Nt5c, whose product is annotated as 5'-nucleotidase domain-containing protein 3. The record is from RefSeq and is a predicted model, not a curated record. The coding region runs from base 415 to 2022 and encodes 535 amino acids. Gene Ontology annotation, molecular function: 5'-nucleotidase activity. NCBI's taxonomy places the organism in Eukaryota, Metazoa, Arthropoda, Insecta, Hymenoptera, Vespidae. The transcript is spliced from 10 exons.